Messenger RNA from Rhipicephalus sanguineus (brown dog tick), 1568 nucleotides. RefSeq names its product pyrimidine-specific ribonucleoside hydrolase RihA. The record is from RefSeq and is a predicted model, not a curated record. The transcript is spliced from 5 exons. NCBI's taxonomy places the organism in Eukaryota, Metazoa, Arthropoda, Arachnida, Ixodida, Ixodidae. Bases 24 to 1028 code for a protein of 334 amino acids. Gene Ontology annotation, molecular function: hydrolase activity, hydrolyzing N-glycosyl compounds.
UACCAAGGUUGCGCGGUGCGGCCAUGAGUGGCGUUGACAGCGGCCAGGCGGUCCGGGACCGUCGCCUCGUGCUGGACGUGGACUGCGGAGUGGACGAUGCAUUGGCGCUCAUCCUGGCCCUGAGCCUGCACUCGACCGUCGAGGCCGUCACCUGCGUCGCCGGAAACACCACCGUUCAAAACGUGGUGAAGAACGUGCGCAGAGUACUCGCCGUGUGCGGCAGAAGUGAGAUACCGGUGUAUCGCGGCUGCGACCAGCCGUUGAGUCAACCGCUCGACCUCGCGGACGAGUACCACGGUUGCGAUGGACUCGGAGGAGUUUCGGACCAGUUUCCCUGCACUGAUGAUGACGUGGAAGAUGAAGAGGACGACGGCAGCGUGGCUGGAAGGCCCGUGCACGCUGCCGAAAGGCUCAUCGAACUGGCACGGAAAGACCCUGGCCAGAUCACGUUGUUGCUGCUGGGCCCGUUGACCAACGCGGCUCUGGCGCUUACGUUGGAUCCGCGAUUCGGGGCCAACCUCAAGGAAAUAUUCAUCCUCGGAGGAAACGUUGAAGGCCGUGGAAACGUGUCCCCCGGUGCAGAGUACAACUUCAAAACGGACCCUGAGGCCGCCAACGUUGUGCUCACGAGGGCCCAGUGCGCCAUCACCAUCGUUCCGUGGGAGGCGGUGGUGAAGUCGCCGAUUCCUUGGGAGGUGUACUCCAUGAUGACGCGGCAGCACACGGCCAAGUCUCGAUUCGUGCGUGCCAUCACUCGCUUCAGCCUGGGCUACUACGACAAGAGUGGCUCCGGAGGCUACGAGGUGGGCGACGCCCUGGUCGUGGCCGCGGUAUUGGCACCGGACUCGGUCGCCUCGGCGCUGGAAGAGCGACGCGUGGCCGUCGAGCUGAGCGGCACGCACACCAGGGGUCAGCUGGUGCACGCGUGGACACCGGACUUGUUGCCUGACGUGAAGCGAACCGUGCGCGUGGUGACGACCUUCAACAAGGAGCGAGUCUCCGAACUGCUCAUGCGAAUGGUCGUAUGACCGCGGCAUUCGCAUGGCCAGACGGUGCUGUGGAGACUUUUGAAGAAAAAGCCGUAGCGCAAAACGAACAACGACGACACAAGAACACGGGGCUGGCGAUAUACACGGUUGUGGCGCUUGUGUCGUCUUUGUUCGUUUUGCGCUACGGUUUUUUCUUCAAACGUCACAAACCAACUCGACCAACAAAACAUUCGACUGAUGCUGUGGAGACUUCAUUUUACAGCGAGAAGUUGAGAUAACGUUAGAGGAUGUCUGCAACGAAACUACACUUCGUCUAAAUUCGUUAAAAGUGAAUAGCAGGUACCACUGACACAAGCUUGGUAAGGCCGCAGGGUUGAAAAGUAGGCGUGCACAGGGUAUUUCAUUAAGGGUGGGGGCCAAGUUUCAGCGCAGCGUCACCCCCCCCCCCCCUGCCCAGAACAAGGUACAAAAUGAAUUCGAGAAUAAAAUGAAGCGAUGACGUGUAUUUCAAGGCGGCCUGUCAUUGGUCGCCCGCUUUCCGGGGGUAAGAAGGGGAAGUAAACAGCUCUUGGAAUGCAA